Chroicocephalus ridibundus (black-headed gull) is the source of this 9470-nucleotide messenger RNA. RefSeq names its product RAB21, member RAS oncogene family (gene RAB21). Gene Ontology annotation, biological process: Rab protein signal transduction. Gene Ontology annotation, cellular component: Golgi apparatus; endosome. Bases 250 to 912 code for a protein of 220 amino acids. Lineage: Eukaryota; Metazoa; Chordata; Aves; Charadriiformes; Laridae. The transcript is spliced from 7 exons. The record is from RefSeq and is a predicted model, not a curated record. Gene Ontology annotation, molecular function: GTP binding; GTPase activity.
UAGGAGGAAGAAGACGCCAUUAGGGGGAGCGGGGCCGUCGGCCGUGGGGAACGUUGUGGCUCUCGGCGUCCCUCGUCUCACGGCCCCGCUAUUCCUCUGGAGGCCUCGGCGGCACCUUCCCCUCUCCCUCCUGCCCUGCGAGUCCUCCCCUCCUUUCCCCGCGGGUCCCCGUCCCGGUUGGUGGCGGCGGCGCCCCGCGGCCGCGGUGCGGGACUGUUGAUGUGAGGCGGCGGCAGCGGCGGGGCGCGGAUGGCGGCGGGGGCCGGGUCGGCGGCCGGGGGCCGCAGCUUCUCCUUCAAGGUGGUGCUGCUCGGGGAGGGUUGCGUGGGGAAAACCUCCCUGGUGCUGCGUUACUGCGAGAACAAGUUCAACGACAAGCACAUCACCACCCUGCAGGCAUCUUUUCUUACAAAGAAGCUAAAUAUUGGUGGGAAAAGAGUAAACCUUGCAAUAUGGGAUACAGCUGGUCAAGAAAGAUUUCAUGCAUUGGGGCCGAUCUACUACAGGGAUUCUAAUGGCGCUAUUCUAGUAUAUGAUAUAACAGAUGAAGACUCUUUUCAAAAGGUAAAAAACUGGGUUAAGGAGUUAAGAAAAAUGUUGGGAAAUGAAAUCUGUUUAUGUAUAGUAGGUAACAAAAUAGACUUGGAAAAAGAGAGACAUGUUUCAGUGCAAGAAGCAGAAACGUAUGCUGAAUCUGUUGGAGCAAAACAUUAUCAUACUUCAGCUAAACAGAACAAAGGAAUUGAAGAGCUGUUUCUUGACCUCUGUAAAAGAAUGAUAGAAACUGCUCAAGUGGAUGAAAGAGCAAGAGGCAAUGGUUCCAGUCAGUCGGGAAUAGCAAGGCGAGGUGUACAGAUCAUUGAUGAUGAGCCACAAGUACAGAGCAGUGGAGGGUGCUGUUCUUCUGGAUAACUAUAAAACUGUGCAUCACUGCCCUCUCAAUAUGAAGACUGCCAUAUUCCAAGUCACGCAUUCUUUACCAAUGGAGUAAUAGGAUUAACAGUAUUUAAAAAUAAUCACAUGUAACACUGCAGAGACCUUAAGUGCUAAACUAGUGGCGUCUGUGACCAGAGAAUUGGCAUUUUCUACAGUGGUUAACAAAGCAAUUACCAAUGGCCUUUUUACAUAUUUUUCUUUAAUGAGGAAUAAUAUGCAUGUAGAAAAGACCUACUUAAAGGCUUCAUUUAUAUUCUUUUAAAUCAGAUCAUUAUUUAAUAACUUAUAUACAUUGUUGUUGGAAUGGUAUACGUUUUUGCAGCUCUUUGUAUUUUGUGGUAGAUUGAAUUGUAUCACUUCUAAAAUGCAAAUUGAUUUUUUUUUUUAAAUUAGCAGAUAUCUGAAGUAAUAUUUUUGCAGGGCCUCUACAAGCCUAUAACUGUCAACUACUUUGAUAUAUUCUGUCCAUCCUGUAUGCCAAGCUGGUAAAAUACAUUGUAAAUUACAUAUUAAAUAUUUUAUCUGCUUUUACAAUUGCAGGUGCAGAAAUAUGUACAUCAGUCUUGUCAGUGAUUGUGAAUUGAAUAAGUCAGUGAAAGAUGCAAGCUUUUCAUGUGUAUUGUUGAAUUGCCCAUUCUAUUCCCCCUACCUGAAAACAGCUUUUUUUUUGGUACAUUCAUAGCUACAGCAUUUUUUCUAAGCCUUUUCUGGCAAGUAGCAGCAUUUAGAGUGCCUCCUUAGUGGGAAAGGAAUGGUUCCUUUGACUGCUGUUUAACAUUGAGGUGUUUGACUCCCAGCUGGCGCAUGCAUGUAUCUUGCCUCUGCAGUUACUUUGGCCUCUCAGAAUAUCCCCAGAAAGUCUGUCCGGUAGCCAGUAAACCAGAUGCAUGGGAGACUCUUAAGCUGCGUUAAUACAUUUGUGUCCCGAGACAGCAUUAUAGAUUAUUAAUGAGCAUAUUUCCCCCCCCCCCACCACCCCGUAUUGAAGGGCUUGAGUGAACAAAUGAAUUGGCAUUAACUAGAUCUGCUUCUGAUUUGGAGUGAUUAAGUGGAAGAUAUGAAACUUACCAGAUGUAAUUGUAACUUUGGGGAAUCUAAACAGAACUGAACUUACUCCUGACUUGCUCUUUCUCUUGUAAAGUGUUUUGAAGCUCACUUAAGUUUUGGGAGGAGGGUUUUCAGAAACAAAGUGUAUAAACUACUAUCACAAAGGAACACAAAUGGUGGUAGCUGAAACUUCAAAAUGUUUUGUGCUCUGACUUUUUUUUUUACUUAAGUUGUCAUGCUUGGAAAAACAGUAAAGGUGAUGUCUGUGACAAAAUAGAAUAUUCCUUGGCCUUCCUUUUUCUGAAGGGUAGAAUUAGUAUUGCAUAUGAGUGCAUUGAAUGGUGUGGCUAUGUUUCGAUGCACAAAAGGAGUAAUAGUAACUGAUCAGUCUGAUGUGUAAGAGAAGUGUGCUGUCUUCAAUAUGAUUUUUAUUUUCUCUGAAAUAAUAGAUGGCUUUGAUACAGACUGGUCCCGGUGCACUUUUUCUCCAUUCUGUCUAAACUGUGGUGUAGAUACUUUCUCUUAAGCUACCAUUGCCAUGCUCUUCUGACAUGGUUGUAUGCAUGAUGAACAAAGGUGACUUCUUCAUGCUAGUGAAGGUAGUUUCUUGACUGCAUGUAGCUUUGAUGUGAAUUUAAAAUUCAUUAUUAUGUCUGUAUAUGUAGCAGCACCAUUAAGUUAAUGUUCUCAUAGUAUAUCUAACUUAACAGUGAGUCUUGCCAAAGGUGAAAAACAGGUCAGUUUGUUCUAAAACCAGUACCUUCAAAUCCAUACAGUUAGAUGAAAGUCAGUCUUGUAAGUGGUAAAAUCUUGAUAUAAGGAGUGAAACUGGCAAGACUGUAUGUUUGAGACUAGAAUCUCUCAUAAUAGGAGCUACAGAUUUUUUUUUAUUCAAAUUUCAUUUGAAUCUCUGCAUUAUUUUUUCUUUGCAGAGAUGGGGGGAAAGAAAACUAACAACCCAACCUCAACUAGACUUGAUAAGUAGAUGAGUCAUGAGGGCUUACCUACACCAGAGCAUAUGUUUCCUCCAGCACAAAGCUUUCUCUACUUUGUUGAAGUGUACAGAUGCAGUUCUGGUCUGGAAAUUAAUACUAGGUGUUUACCCAAGAGAACGUUACGUUUGACUAGUCUGAAAUAGAAGCAGUGUGUAGAGUAUAUCUUUCUGCCGGCAGCUAAAGAGUUUUUCUUUAGUGUAUUCUAUGGUAGGGGCAUUCUGUGUGACUUCUGUCAAUUAUAAAACUAACAAAGUCGUGUUAAUACUAACUCUUAAGUCUCUUACAAAACUAAAACUAUUACUACUGAAGACUUAGGUGGGGGUAAGGAAGAUGACAAUUUUGUAUGAUUAAGAAAGGUUCUGGUUGCUAUUGGCAAAAUACUUUUUUAUUUAAAAGUAAAUUCUCGGGAGUUACUUUUCUUAAGCUACAGCAUGAAAAAUACUCACUGGAAACCUUCCUGUCUAACGUGCAGUUUGAUUGGACUUUAUGGAACUUAAAACCUGUGCUUAGCAGCGUAUCAUUAUAUUAUCUUUUAAAAGAAGUACAGCUUUGUGAAGUCAGGGAAGUUGAUUACCGAGACACAAAUAAGAACAUUAUGGUUUGUUUAGACUGAUUAACAUAAGACUUCAGCUAUUCAUUGUUGGCAGGCAAAAUACAACAGUUCCAGGAAAAAGCAUCUUUACUGAAGAUAUCUAGAGUGUUUUUUGCAUUAAAUAUACAGGAAAGCACAGAAAGCUUGGUUUUCUGUAUGUGACCAGGAUCUUACUCAGUAACCUGGUACUACUGUUGUGUGGUUUGACUUUUCAAGAGUCUUGCAUUUUCUGGAAUCCAUCUACGUUGUCUGGUUUCUGUGUCUUAAGGAAAAUUGUUGUUAACUUCUGUCACUGAAAACAAGUAAGCUGUUUUUCAUUCUUCUGAGAAGUGUGCAAGAGAACAACUAUAUCUGUCUCUAGAAAAUACCUGUAUUGUGGGAAAGGUAAUACCAGCUAGACACCUGCUACAGCAUGUAAGUCAACAUUGAGCAUACUUCCUCAGAGUAAAUCUUCAGAAAGAGUAAGUUAGAUCUCUUUUAUUAUAGUAUAUGAGUACAAAUACCUUUCUAAAGCAAGUUUAAGUACUUGCUCACAGUCUUGAUGCUGCUGCUAUGAGUACUUGAGCUACCUAUGAAAUUCUAUCACUUGCUGACAUAAAAUCUAACAAACCAAAGUCCAAAAACUUUAAUGCAGCAGGAUGUAUCUAGUAAGAGUUAUUUAUGGAUGCUGUCUUAUUGCACUUAGACUAUAGUUCAGAAGUUAUAAAAGACCAGAUAGACUAAUUCAGACAAGGAAACCCUAAUAAGAUGUGUAGCACUUGGAGAUGAGUGUAACUAGUUAUAAAGGUUGGGGAUGAUGACUGACUGGUUUGCAGUGAACUCACAUACGGUUCCAAGAUGGGGACAUUCAGUGUUCAGAUGAACUGCGUUGGCUGCUCUCUUUGAGGCAGUUAAGUAAUUGGGUGUUGACUUUAUUACACGCUUUUCCUCAGUGUUCACGCGUUAUGUGCAGGCACUCGUGCUUCCUGCCACAUUUAAAAGUAUCCCUUAGUCGUCUUUAUCCUGCCAUCUUUAUUAUUCUAGGUGUUUAACUUGUGUCUCUGCCUACAGCUCUGGAAGAAACCUAGUAAUUUAAUUUCUACUUUAGAUUCCAAGCCAGAUGAAAAAAGAUUUGCAAAACCUUAGGAGGUCAUGGAAGGUGGUUAGAGUUCAAAUGGAGUUAUCUGAAAAUGUUGGAUGUUGUCAGGAAAAAAAAAAACAGUUUAAAGAAAGUAAGAGGAAUGGGAGUCCUGCUUGAGGACAAAUGGAGCUCAGGAAUCUCAACAAGCUGAAAGCAGUGAAGUGGUAUGGAUGAUAGAGUAUGGAAAUAAGAGAGUUGGAGCCAGCCACCUCUCUUAUUUUUCUGCCUUUGUGGAAGGAAAAGGAGAAGUGGAAAGAAAAAGACAAGUAGGAAAAACUGAAGGUGCUGGUAGUGGGCUGCAGAGUGAGGUGCUGAGUUAACCAGUUCUUGGCGGAGUUGCUAGUGUGUCAUAUCAGCAAUGAUAGUUGCCUAACUUUAUUUUUUUUACGUUGUUUUUCCUUCUGUGGAAUACCAUUUUUGCUUCACUAAAGAGACUACAAUUAACUUUGAAGAGGCUUUCAGACACAAUACUAACCUACUUAAAACUUGACUAGAAUAUGCUAAUUUAUUAAUUAUUAGUUAAUACUUUGUUAACCCUAGUUUGUAUCAAAGUUUAGGAAUAUUUUUUUUCCUGACAGUCAGUAAAUGUAUCAUUCACUGAGGAUGACUUUUACUGCAGUUGUGUUAAGGAGUUGCAGAUGAAGACAGAGAUCCUUGGCGCUAGUUGCUGCACAGGCUCAAUGAAGACAGCCCCAAAACUUGCUCGCUUUGUGCUAAGCACUGUUGCUCAUGCUACUCUUCAGGGGAUUCUGCUUAACACCAGGAUUUUUCCUCUAUUUAGGACCAAUCUGUGCAUCUCGGUGAUGUAGUCAUCUACUGAAUUCAGGCUUUUUUUAUCAAAUAAUAAUGUAUACUGUUCCUUCUCACACUUUUGGAGCUGUCAUUGGCCACUGUAUUGAGCAGAAUGAGAUGGAGAAGCAGUUUUGAGAGUUGUGGCGAAUCUUAAAUAUUUCUUGUCUUGAGUUGGCUUGAAAAGUGGGAAUCUGUGAAACGGUCACCAUUAUGACAAAGUUAUUAUUCUAUCCAAGAUAACUGAAAAUAUUUUGGCUUGGAAAAAGUCUUACUGUAAUCUGAUUAAAAUCAUAAAUGGCUCUACUUCCAAAAUGAAAAUUUAUUUCAAGCUGAUGUCUUCUGAUUCUUAAUUUUUUCUAAGACGUUCACCAAACAAGGCCAAAAGCUCCAAUUGAUUGGCAUAUUCUACAGCCCUAAAAUCGUGUCUGACAGUACAGAGGAGUUGUGUACUCACAUAUGUUCCACUGGACAGUUGGGAGCUUUGAUUUGUAUUUACUCAAUACCAGGAUGUUGAAAGAUAGGCUGCAAAAAUAAUUGUUUCCAUCUCUUUCCACUGCUUUGCACAUGCAGGCAAGCAGUGUGACAUGAUGCAGCUGCAGAGUGAAUGUGAAGAGGGCUUCUGUCCCUCUUCUUCUGUUUGUUGGCUGCACUGAUCCCCAUUGUUAAUGAAUUGCUACUACAGGAAACUUUCUGUGCUGAAGAUCCCCCUGUACAAGAAAGGAAAUACACAUGUUCUUUGCUUGCUUCUCUAGCUCUUCUAUACAGUGAUAAGUACUGCAGCCAUAAUACCCAGUUUCUCCCAGUUUGAGAUCUCUUUUUUUUUUUUUUUUAACCCCCCUCAAAAGGAGCUUUUCUUAUUUCUUGACAGGUCAUUUUUUUUUUCAGUGUAUCUAGUCUCAGUGAUCUCUUGCAAGGGGUUUAAGACUUCAUCGUAGAUCACCCAGAAGCAAUGCAAUUUGAAAGUAUGACAACAAAGGAUGAUGACUAGCAACAAUCUUGACAUAUCCUGCCUCCAAACCAGUGCGGAGAAAGUAUUGGAAGUUUGAUGGCACGUCCUUGCUACCUCUGGUACCUAACUCCUGAUUCUUGGAAGCGACUUAGAAGAAAUUCAAGUAGAGAGGAUUGGAGAGAGCAAUGACUACUUUCCCAUCUGUUGCCAAGAAGCUGAUAUCCUGUGACAGAUCCAAACUCAUGUAACAGAUCUCUUCUGAGCUGUUGAAACUGUUAAAUUGCAGCCUGUUCUUUAAGUUAACCAUCACUCCAUUCUGAAAGAUAAACAAAUUUGGGACUCCCAGUGGAAGAAAACAAUUUCUUUUUUUCAGAACAGGAAACUUAAGGAACUGCCUGAUCAGGCUUCUCUUAGUGCAAAGAGAAGAGGAGAGGACUUGAUACCUGAAGAUUUAAGUGCUGUCAGUGCUAUUUGAUCAUACAGGCUUUAUAAUGAUUGUCUUGCUGGAUUUUUCUUGCCAGAUAAGCUCAUUGAGCUUAUCAGGCUCAAUCAGGUAGGAUACUUCUCUUUGAACCCAGAGAAGAUGUUAGCAGGGCAAAAGCCAACACUGAAAAGGACACAGCAUUUUUAAUAUCAGGUAACUCGACAUUGUCAAGUGUUGUAGGAAUAUGCUAUUUGGCAUUUGUGGAUAAAAGAAAAUAAAAAACCAAACACAUUGGAAAAAGAGUAUUUAGCAGAGCCUUCACAAACCUUACCUUGUGCAUUGCUGCAGCUGAAGUUUGUAAAUACAUCAUGGAGUAUUUUAUAUACCAGUGCAUUUACAUGGAGAUAGUUCUGCAAUAAAUUAAUUCUAAAUGAUCAAUCAACUAGGGAAACGAGAACUUCUUUAGCAUGACUGCUAUUCUAUCAAUGCCUGAUAUUAAAAGUGAAAAUGCAUGUAAGUGGGAAUGAAUCAACAGAAAGGGGAAGAAAAUGUGUACUGAAAACCAAUACAAGAAAACAGAGCUGGGAAUUCUUGUUAUGGUCAUAUCUGAAAAUUGUUCUUUCUUACAUCUUAGUAAGUCACAGAAUUUGAAACUUGAUGAGCAGUCUGUAAUAAAGUGGCCCUGAAAAUUACUGGAGUGGUGCCCAGUGGGGGCAGUGACCUGGCUUACAAAGAGAUUUGGUAAGAACUGAGAUCACAGGGUUUUUUUAUGUUACAAAUACAAUAACAAAUUUCUGAACCCAUCUGAACAUGAUGUGAUGAAAGAUGGCUCUAAGAUGCCAAACCAGGCUCAAUGAGGUUGCUCUACAUUAUGCUAGCAUAUAUCCCAGCAACUGUAGUGUGACCCAUCAAAAUGCAGCUUUGAUUCUCAAAGUUGGUCUUUGGCAGCCCAGAACAGUUCAUGAGCAAGAAGCAGUUGCUGUUGAACCAUGUUUGUCAGUUUAAUGAUAGCCGCAGGCACACUGCCUGUAUGCUAAAGGAGCAGCAAAACCAAGUGAAACCUGGAACCAAGGCUCAAGAGUGGGAAUUUUCCACCAGUUAUGUGUUUAUCCUACUGAUGUCCUACCUCCAUAAUGAAUGCUUGUGCACACUUCCCUAGCAAAAACUGCUGUUCGGCUGGUGCUAUGGAUUUGAACUGGAUGGACACUGCGAGUGAAAACAGCAAGCAACAGGAAAAGCAGGGCAAGAUCAGGGGAAUUUGCACAGUUCCUGCUUUGGCUGUCCUCAGCCCUUUCAUUUGCACUCUUAAAAAGUCAGUAGCUAUAUCCUAUUAUCUUUGUGUCAGAAAGUGUAUUUUCUAUUUGGUGAGAAUUUUUUGGUCUAGAAACUAAAAUCUUAAGAGCUUUUUAGAGUAAAUGUAGUUCCUUCACAGAUUUAGCUUUCUGAAGACUGUCAGCAUCUCAUUAAAGGGUCUGUAUUAAAUAACGAAGAGCAAGCGUGCUGCCUGUAGUUACACCCUGCAAUCGGAGUUCUAUGGUCAAUGUUUCAAAUAGCAAGAGGCAGCAGAGUAUCUAAUGCACCUCUGAUUGCCAGCCUACUCUCCCAUUAUUUUGUGACACAGAGUAAUUGCAAAACAAUCCUCAACCAUAAGAUGUGCCCAUACUGGUUAGAGAGGUUGGUCUGAGACUUAAAAUUAUACUAAAUUGUACUUUGAUUGGAGCCUUCAAGGAAUCCUGACCAUCCUUGCAGUAUGUUAAUACUGCUGUGCUUGGCACCAUGGGGCACUGAUUCUUUUUCAGAGACUUGGGGAUUUCAGCUUGAGAAAUGGAGCAAUGUCUGAAGGGGCUUAUCAUGGCAAGUUACGAGAAGGAAGGAAGUAUUCUGUUAGUAGCACAGACCCAUCCUUAGCAUUGCUUUUUGAAUGGCUGGGAUGAAAUACAGCAUUGCCUAUCCCCACCCUAAAACAAUUGUUCUGUUAGUUUCCUGCUCUUUCCAGGAAAUGUUGCCUGUUGGUGGUGUUGUAAUGCCUAUGUAGAAGUGAUUGGGGUUACUACUAUUUGUCUCUUUCUGCAUUUCUAGCUCUGGCAAUACUAGUCUCUGCCAAUCGGCAAACAACAGAUCAGUUUCUGUUUAGUCAUCACUCUCGGAUAGCUUCCAACUAGUCUAUGUGGAGGCUGAUGCAAUCACGAAUCUCUCCUUGCAUGACAAACGCAGAGCAUUUCAUGUUGAUAUCUGCUCUGCUGCUUUUAUACUUUAAAAAAAAGUUUCUUGUCCCACUGAGACAACAAAGCUAUUGUAAAGUUGUGAUCAGUUGCACCAAUCGUAAUGUUUUCUUCUGACACAUCUUGUCAUGGUUUGGGUUGUCUUGUUUUGAGUUGUUUCAUGUUCUGGAAUUCUAUUAAUACUUGAUAUGCAUAGAUUAAAAAAAUACCAGGUUCACAAACAGGAUCUCACAGCUGUGGCUAUGGAUAUACAAAAUGUGACACAGUGCAAAUACUUGAAGAAAGCUCAUCAUCCAGUGUACUGCCUUCAUGUCUUGUUAAAUCUUCAUGCCUUCACAUUCUAAAUACAAAUAAAUGCUGCUGGGGAAUGGGUUUUCCUUCCUUUUAGUUUCA